AUGAACCUUGAAGAAUAUUUUGCAAGAACCGGGUAUAAAGGUUCCCUUGAAAAUCAAGAUCUGGAAACCUUAACUGAUAUAUUCCAGCACCACAUCCGUGCUGUUCCAUUUGAAAACCUCAGCAUCCAUUGUGGGGAGAAAAUUACUUUGGAGCUGGAGCAUGUUUAUAACAAAAUCGUGCGGAGGAAGCGCGGUGGCUGGUGCAUGGAAAACAACCAGCUGUUAGGCUGGGUCCUGAAAUGCCUGGGGUACGACGCCAGCUUUCUGGGAGCAUACGUGUUCAAUCCGCACAAAAACGCAUAUGCCACCAUCAUGACCCAUCUCCUAGUCAAGGUAGUUAUUGACGGGAAAGCCUACAUUGUUGAUGGAGGCUUUGGUGUAUCCUAUCAAAUGUGGCAGCCGAUGGAGCUUGUGUCGGGGAAAGACCAGCCCCAGGCGCCUGGUGUCUUCCGUUUCACAGAAAAAAAUGCCACCUGGUACCUUGAGAAAAUGAGACGGAAACAAUAUAUCCCCAAUCAAAAUUUCUCAAAUUCUGAUCUUCUAGAGAAAAAAGAGUGUCGGAAAGUGUAUAUGUUCAGUCUUGAACCACGGACAGUGGAAGAUUUCCGUUUCCAGUGUACGUACCUUCAGACGUCUCCAGAUUCUCUCUUUACGAAGAAGUCUAUCUGCACACUCCAGACCACUGAUGGCUUUCGAGCACUCAUCGGGUGGACGCUCACGGAGACCACAUACAAUUACAAGGAAAACAUGGAUCUGGUGGAAUUUAUAACCCUUAAAGAUGAAGAGGUGGAGAAGACACUGAAAGAGAAGUUCAACAUCACUUUAGAGAGAAAACUUAUCCCAAUUAAUGUCAAAGGAUUUUACACAAUCUAGAUGACUGGAAAAACCUACGAUAAUGCUACAUGUGUACUGUAUCUUCCAUGGUCUGCGCAAUCACUACUGCGAGAUUUUGGGAUCCUCUUGCAGGCGACUGAAGGAAAAAUACAUUAAUACCAGAUUAAAGUGAAUUUCACUCUGGGGAAAGGAGAAAAUCAGGGAUUUAAGACUCGUCUGUCAGGUAGAUAGAAUUAUUUUCUGUGAGAUGACUGCAGUUCAAUUUUUGGCACAAAUGUAGAGACUGAUUUGAAUCUGGUUAUAAACUUGGGUAAGAAAUAUGUCUGGGUAAUUUUGGAGUGCCUAUAGCACAUAAAUAGGAGUAAGGAUUAUUCAUUGUGAUAUGCUGCCAACACAUUUUCUAUGGUCAUUACAGGAAAAAAGUCAUCUGUGAGCUUUUAGACAAUGAAGUAUGCAUUUAAAACUUCAUUUUUCACAAGCUCUAACCACUCACUGCUCAUCUCAUUACCUUUAAUAUAGGUUGAACAAUAUUGCCAUCUUUGAAAGGAACAUUAGGUGUAAUUCUUUCACCAUCAUCCUUAGGUGAAAAUAUAGUACGAAAUGAAAAUUAUCAUCAUGUGCAUCCCUUUUGUCAUUACUGCAGUAAACUGCCCAAAGUAAUUUUUGGUAUGUAGGUAUUUUUCAGUUGAUGCAAACUGUAUGUAUUGCAGCAUUAUUGUGGCUGAUGGAUUCUGAGGAUGUACCCAACACUCUUUGCUUCUUAUAAGUAAUCACCGUAUAAAGGGGUGAAUGGUGCUUAAAUGUCUCAACUAGCUUAGAUUUACUUCUAUUCCAAAUGGGGUAGAAAUUUCGUAUUUUUAGUAUUGUAAGGUAUUUGUAUAACAAAGGUGAAAGAACAAUGAAGCUAACCCCACUUUAGCGUUAAUUCUACCCUGCUACCUCUUCGUGUAUAGCAAAUAUGAGGGUCCAUAUGACUAUACUAAAUGAUUAACACUUAGCACAAGAUCUUUAGUGUCACAAGUUAGUUUCUUCAUCUGUAUUAAAUUGAAAAAAAUAUAUAUAUCCAGGAGCUGACCAAAUCUAAAGGAACUCCUUCCUUUAAAAGUUAUUGUAGAAUUGCAUUUCCACAUUAAAAAAAAAAAAAAGUUUCCCCCACCAUACUUUUCUGCAAAAA
This is a messenger RNA of Cygnus olor (mute swan), 2008 nucleotides long. Its product is annotated as arylamine N-acetyltransferase, pineal gland isozyme NAT-10. The transcript has a single exon. Bases 1 to 873 code for a protein of 290 amino acids. Lineage: Eukaryota; Metazoa; Chordata; Aves; Anseriformes; Anatidae. The record is from RefSeq and is a predicted model, not a curated record. Gene Ontology annotation, molecular function: acetyltransferase activity.